Messenger RNA from Candida tropicalis MYA-3404, 2340 nucleotides. RefSeq names its product putative Mg(2+) transporter (gene MNR2). The coding region runs from base 1 to 2340 and encodes 779 amino acids. Lineage: Eukaryota; Fungi; Ascomycota; Pichiomycetes; Serinales; Debaryomycetaceae. Gene Ontology annotation, molecular function: magnesium ion transmembrane transporter activity. Gene Ontology annotation, biological process: magnesium ion transmembrane transport; intracellular magnesium ion homeostasis. Gene Ontology annotation, cellular component: plasma membrane. The record is from RefSeq and is a predicted model, not a curated record. The transcript has a single exon.
AUGGGUAAAUUCAAAAAGCGUAUGUCGUUUCCGGUUACAAACUAUGUACCAGACGACGAACAAUCACAAACAUCAUCGUCAUCUACCAACUUGAACAAUCAUGUCAACGGGAAUAGUUUUGAUCACUUGGUAAAUUCAGGAGCAUUGAUCGAUCAUAGGAACUCCAAAGAUUUAGCCCAUUUCCAUUCUUCUCCAGCAAAUACCAGACGCAGAUCAACCACUCAUUUCCAUGCACAACACCAACCUAGUUUACCUUUGACAAAUAAGAAUUUGCAAUCGUUGUUGAGAAAAUCCUCGUCAAAUGACGACCCUGUUUCCCCUACAGCCGUAACUUUAGAUAUGGACCAAUUUGCCAACGAACAACGACAACUUGCUGCCACAACCCCCUGGCGCGACGAUGCCGACAAUGAAAGAUACUCGAUUUCCGAAUUUGGCGAGUCCAACCCUUCAUCAGAACACUCCAGCGAUUCAACCUCACUAGACGAUGUGUGUUUCCCUGAUUUUAGAGAAGAUAUAAAAACCACCAACAACUGGCCCGAUUUGCAAGUAUUGGAAGAGUACAUCAAAGAGGAAAUGGAAGAGUUCCAUGAAGAACAGGAAGCAGUGGUGAAUUUUGGUAAAGACAUCAUUCAUGACGAAGAUCAACCAGCUACCGAAAACACCCCGUUAAUGAACAACUACAAAGUGAAUGAAGUAGAAUCAUUGGAUCUGGUCAACCAGUCAUUCAAGAUCCGUCCCACUCCAAUUCAACCUUGGGAACACUCUAGACAGAGUAUCCAUCCUGUAUCUAAACAUGACGGCAAAGAAGUAUGCAGAUUUACAUAUUUCCGUGAGGAGUUGCCAAAAACUAUUCAUGCACCUACAAUACUGGGGUUGGUGGAAGAUAAAUCCAAGAUCCUUGAAAGUCUCCAAGAACUAUUCCCUGUCUCUGUUUCAAAACCACCAUCAGUGCAUACCAAAAUAGAUUCCAUUUCAUCUUCCAAUUUACCUCAUUUGACAAAAUCACGUCCCGAAACGCCGCUUCCUGCUGAUGGUGUUGAUAGAAGAGAACCCUUUUGGCUUGACGUGCUUGACCCGACAGAAGAAGAAAUGAAGGUUCUUUCCAAGACAUUUGGUAUCCAUCCGUUAACCACCGAGGAUAUUUUCCUCGGCGAGGCUAGAGAAAAAGUCGAACUAUUCAAAUCAUACUAUUUUGUUUGUUUUACUUCGUUUGAUGUUGUCUAUGAGAAGAGAAGACAACGUGCUAAAGAACAAGAAAAGAAACUCAACAAGUUGCAAGAAAUGUACGAAAGUGGAUCUGACCAUGGAAGUGUGCUUGAAUCCCACUCACCAUUUAGAUUAUUGAAGAAUUUAUUCCACUCCAAGAGGAAACUGACAUCUUUUAUUGAGAAACAAUCAAGCACUUCAAUGAAAUCCCAUGGCAAGAAAAUCCGUGAAGGGGAGUUGCUGCCUUUAAACAUGUACAUCAUUGUAUUCAAAACUGGGGUAAUUACUUUUCAUUUUUCACCAACACCUCAUCCUAUAAAUGUCAGACGACGUGCCAGAAUGUUGAAAGAUUACCUCUCAGUUACAUCAGAUUGGAUCUGCUAUGCUUUGAUUGAUGAUAUCACGGAUUCUUUUGCACCAAUGAUUGAAACUAUAGAAACAGAAGUGAAUUCCAUUGAAGAUGCUAUUCUAAAGAUGCAUUCAGGAGACUCGGAUUCAGACGACGAUAGUGAUGAUGAAACUGCUCCACAAGAAAAUUUCCACAUAUGGAGAAAACGUUCCAAAUCAAUGGUUGAUACCCAAUCAGGUCCAAGAUUAACUAAAUCCAGUUCAAGUUCAAGCAGUUCCCGCUCAACUAAAAUCCUUGCCUGGAGAAGAAAAGGUGAUAUGUUACGACGUAUUGGUGAAUGCAGAAAAAGAGUAAUGCUGGUAAUGCGUUUGCUUUCCGCUAAAGCUGAUGUCAUCAAAGCAUUCAGUAAAAGAUUUAACGAUUUGGAAGGUGCUCAACUGGAAAUUGGUAUGUACUUGGGCGAUAUCCAAGAUCAUAUAGUAACCAUGUUGCUGGCACUUGGGCAUUAUGAGAAGCUUUUGGCAAGAUUCCAUUCCAACUAUUUGGCACAAAUCAAUAUUGACAUGACCAAAGUUAAUAAUGACACAAAUGACGUUUUGGGUAAGAUUACUAUAUUAGGUACAAUUGUGUUACCAAUCAACGUGGUAACAGGGUUAUGGGGUAUGAACUGUAUUGUCCCCGGACAAGAUUAUGAGGGAUUGGCAUGGUUCUGGGGAAUUGUUGCAGGUAUGGCAUUAUUUAGUAUUGUGGCCUAUAACUACGCUCGCAGAGUGACAGGCUUGUGA